Messenger RNA from Aspergillus novofumigatus IBT 16806, 676 nucleotides. RefSeq lists its product as uncharacterized. Lineage: Eukaryota; Fungi; Ascomycota; Eurotiomycetes; Eurotiales; Aspergillaceae. The transcript has a single exon. The coding region runs from base 313 to 636 and encodes 107 amino acids. The record is from RefSeq and is a predicted model, not a curated record.
AGGGGAGCUUCCUCAAGGUGCGUUGGGGGGUAGCCUGGCGCUUCGCAAUCAGAACAUCUCCUGCUUACGCCAGGUCUCAGCUCGGCUCUGAUUUCAGCUCAGUGUGAAUACCACUUAAGAUGUCAGUUUCUAAAGCUCCGUCCUUGUACUCUGCAACGUGACUGACCCGCGCACCAAACCUUGGGUAGACUGUUUUUGAUAUGGGCGACCUAUCUCGGUCUCCCAAGUGUGGUCCAGGCGCUUUUGGAUUCGGGCAGUGGUGCCACCGUCCAAGACGACGAGGUUGGCGCAACGCUGUGGUUGGCAACCCUCAUGGGCCAUGAGCAGGUUGUCCGGAGACGUUUGGAUUGCUGCAGUGUCAGUAUCACCCCCCAAAGCAAAGAGUACUCCAUAGCAUUGCGCUUCGCAACCAACGCGGGCCGAGACGAUAUCGUGGAGAUGUUAGAGGCUGUACAUGCCGAUCCCAAGGCUUUACUAGAUUAUACUGUUAUACGGUCAUCCAUUACAAGCCCAGCUAGUGUUCGGAUUAUCAACCAAUUGUUCCUCGACCUCAUGCGCGACAGAGGGCGGAAAAACCUUACCCGGAGAUGCCAGCUUAUCCGCCGAGAAAGAAGUUGGUUUGAUUGGGCGGGAUAAGCUAACGCAAAUUCAGGAAGCACGAAGACCGACCAGAGCA